GACUAACGUACCAUGGUAAUGUUAAUGUGAGUUAGCUCCUUUACACAGAAAACCAUGAGCUGUUGUGUACAUAAGCUAUCGAUUAAUGUAAUCAGAAAAAGGGUCAAAAUGGCAGAGCUAACAACACUAGAGAGCCUGAUGGAGAUGGGCUUCGACAGAAACAGAGCGGAAAAGGCCGUAGCCAACACAGGGAACCAGGGAAUAGAACAAGCCAUGGACUGGUUAAUGGAACACGAGAACGACCCAGACAUUGAUGAGCCCUACGUGCCGUCUGUAGGGAACGUGGUGGGAGGAGCAGCAGACAGCCAGUCCACCACAGACCAGCCGUCAGUAGCAGACACCGCUGAAGGGACCGCAGGUGGAGACGUCAGCUUGGAUGUUGAGGACAAUUCGUCAAAGGUGCCAAUGUCAGAGGAGGAGAGACUUGAGCAAGUUAGAAGGCUAGAGGAGCUGAUGCGGGUGAAGCAGGCGGAGAGACGAGAGCGGGAGCGGGCAGAAGAGCUGGAGCGGGAGAAGCAGCGGAGGAAAGCCGGCCAAGAGCUGCAGCAUAUUCGCCAAAAGCUGCAGGAUGAUGAUAUGAAAAAACUCAGUGAUCAGCGCAGGAAAGAGAAGAUGGAGGACAAAAUGGCAAGGCAAAGGGUUAAAGAUAAGAUUGCACGAGACAGAGAAGAGAGAGCCCAAAAGUUUGGAGGUGUUGCACCCGUGAGCACGGCGACAUCGUCCCAACCCGCCCAGCCCAGCCCCUCGUCUCCCACCAGUCUCGGCCCUCCACCCACUAAGAAGGAGUAUGACGAGUCCAGGAUACAGGUACGCCUGCUGGACGGCUCGACCAUCACGGCAGUAUUCAAAGCUCAGGAGCCGCUGGCCGCAGUGCGUGUCUACGUGCAGGUGAACGGCAACACACCGGAGGGUCAGGACUUCACGCUGCUGUCCCCCUACCCCCGCAACGAAUACACCGAACUGGACAUGGAGAAGCCCCUCAAAGAACUGGGUCUGGUGCCUUCAGCUGUGCUGGUUGUUAUCAAGAAGUGAGAUCAGGAGGAUCCGCUCUGUGAGCCUACCUCACCACUUCACCACAGCAAGACAGGAGACACAGGAAGCAGAUUGAACCGGGAACGGAGCCUCCACCUUUUUAGUAUCACUCAGCAAGCCAGCUAACUGAACUGAGGCAGAGGAAGCUGUGUGUAACUACCUUAACAGUUUACAGUGGAAAACACUUUGGCUUUAACUCACUGACCGAUGCCCUUUGCCAUUCUGGGCUGAUAGAUUGUUUUGUGUGCAAUGACUUAUGGAGUUUGAAUUAAAAAACAAAGUGAAGAUAGCUGGCUUCUGACGGAUACAUUUAUAUAAAGUAUACAGAAUCGUGAAAUUUUAACCUGAUCCUUACAAAGCAAAGUACCACAGAGACCUACCCGAUCGCUUCUGAAAGGGCCUUACAUUUUAUCUCUUGAUCUUCCUGAUUUUGUCACGCUCUACUUUGCCUUUUUUUUUUAAUAUAAGUUAAAAUGUAUGGACAGUUAUGUCUGCAUCAUCACUGAGAAUCUACUUAAAUAAAGCUGACUCUGAGAA
This is a messenger RNA of Eleginops maclovinus (Patagonian blennie), 1569 nucleotides long. It is a transcript of the gene ubxn1, whose product is annotated as UBX domain protein 1. Gene Ontology annotation, cellular component: cytoplasm; nucleus. Gene Ontology annotation, molecular function: K48-linked polyubiquitin modification-dependent protein binding. The record is from RefSeq and is a predicted model, not a curated record. Gene Ontology annotation, biological process: negative regulation of proteasomal ubiquitin-dependent protein catabolic process; negative regulation of protein ubiquitination; negative regulation of protein K48-linked deubiquitination. The transcript has 10 exons. The coding region runs from base 55 to 1032 and encodes 325 amino acids. NCBI's taxonomy places the organism in Eukaryota, Metazoa, Chordata, Actinopteri, Perciformes, Eleginopidae.